Messenger RNA from Durusdinium trenchii, 1022 nucleotides. The record is from the annotation of a GenBank genome assembly. NCBI's taxonomy places the organism in Eukaryota, Dinophyceae, Suessiales, Symbiodiniaceae.
UGCAAGUUUAGCAUUGGCACCCUUGCCAUGGCCAAGAGUAAGAGCGAUGGCGAUGCGCCGGGGACCAAAGAAGAGCCUGAGACCUCCGCAAAGGUGAAAGACGGCGUAGAAGAUGAAGCAGAGGAAGAGGAAGAGGAGGAGGAGGAAGAACCAGUGGACGACCCCGAAGUGGACUUUGAGGCGAUUGCAGAGAAAGCUGUAGACUAUGCCUUAAAGGUGGCAAAGCGCCAAAGUCCUGGACAUCUAAAACUGGAUCUUGGUCUGGGAGAGGAGCAGUUGUACCUCCCAUGUAAUAAUGCUUUCAAUACAGCGGCCGUGCCAGGUGUCUACGACGAGGCGACCAGUCGCCUUUGCGGCUCCAAGCCGGCCGAGCGCGGCGCCGCGCGGCCUGCGCCGCGGCGAGAGGUGCGAGGUGCUCCGGUGCGGCCGGUGCACGAUGCCAAGGAGCGGCGGAAGGAGAUGCGCGAGCAGCGCGAAGAGAAACUAGAGAAGUGGUUCGGUUUGCCCAAGCACAAGAUGACCCCUGAGCUCGAGAAGGAGCUCAAGGCUCUGCGCCUGCGGGCGAACUUCGAUCCCAAGAGGUUCUACAAGGCCAACGACAGCCAGGAGUUGCCGAAGUAUUUCACCAUUGCCACCGAGGUCGGCGGAGGCAUGGCGGCGGCCGGGCUUCACAGCAGGACACCUGAGGUGACGGCUCACAGUGGGAGGAGCUUCUUGGAUACCAUCCUCAGGGAUCAGAAAGUGCAAGAAUGGACAGGCAAAAAGAACUUUGAGGUCGGCGCUCGAAAUCAAGCCUCCUUGUACAGCGGCCACGGAAAGCGGAAGCAUGAAGGUGCCAGAAGCACCAAGAGAGGAGGUGCAUGGAAGAAGAAGAAAAGAUGAUCAGGAUGAUGUCGGGCCAAUGGAGCGAUGCAACAAGUGAGACUUUGCGGUGCCCACAUUACAGCCAAAAAGAGACAGGGCGAUACGGUCCAUGGAACCACCAUGGGUUGCAAGUUAUCUCCUAAGAAGUUCCCUCUGAC